AUGGAAAGGAAAACCGACCCCUGUCUUCAGGAGAGGUCUCUUCCGCCAGACCUCACGACCCCAGGACAACCUAUGACCUGCCCAAGGUUUCUCCAGAUCCAGGAAGAACGUGUCCGAGCUACACAACGACCAUUACAGCCGAUAGUGGCAUUUUUGAGGUUCAAAGUUCACACGAUCCAGUUAAAGAUAAUUUGGGUCGCCAUCUCAGUAUUGAGAGCGUGUGCCUGUUCUCAUCCUCUCUUGGCAUUUCCUUCUGCCUCAGCUGCUCCCUUCUCUGUCAAGGAGGGCGAUCUGUCGCACGCCUCUUCCACAGAAAUUGAUUUCGCUGAUGGAACGAGACUGAUUUCACAGAUCAAAUUAACCUACAGACCUGAUGCGAUGCAGGCACUAUUUAGAUCGCUGCAACUCGACGUUAAAAAUAUAAUACUCCUUUUUGUAGAGUUGACCCAUUUCUAA
Messenger RNA from Nezara viridula (southern green stink bug), 456 nucleotides. The record is from the annotation of a GenBank genome assembly. Lineage: Eukaryota; Metazoa; Arthropoda; Insecta; Hemiptera; Pentatomidae.